Messenger RNA from Athalia rosae (coleseed sawfly), 2110 nucleotides. It is a transcript of the gene Arpc2, whose product is annotated as actin-related protein 2/3 complex subunit 2. NCBI's taxonomy places the organism in Eukaryota, Metazoa, Arthropoda, Insecta, Hymenoptera, Athaliidae. The record is from RefSeq and is a predicted model, not a curated record. The coding region runs from base 150 to 1055 and encodes 301 amino acids. Gene Ontology annotation, cellular component: actin cytoskeleton; Arp2/3 protein complex. Gene Ontology annotation, molecular function: actin filament binding; structural constituent of cytoskeleton. The transcript has 7 exons. Gene Ontology annotation, biological process: actin filament polymerization; Arp2/3 complex-mediated actin nucleation.
CACUUCCCCCACUACUACCCACAAGUCGAACCGUGGAGAGAUUAGAAAUUAGUCAGAGUCGUAUUCCGUAUUCAUGGUUACACCGCCGCUAGAUAAUUGUUAGUUAUUGUAUUAUAUUAUAUUCUAAUAAUAAAAUAUUAGUCGUGAUAAUGAUCUUACUUGAGAUCAAUAAUAGGAUAAUAGAAGAAACGUUAAAUAACAAAAUAAAGAAUGCCUUGGCAGGUCACAAGCCAGAAUCGAUAGAUAUAACGGUAGCUGACUUUGAUGGAGUUUUGUUCCACAUUUCAAAUGUCGGUGGAGACAAAACCAAAAUUAGAAUUAGUAUCUCGCUCAAGUUUUACAAGCAGUUGCAAGAACAUGGUGCUGAUGAAUUGCUCAAGCACGAGUACGGCCCCUUACUUACUACCGCAGAGGAUGGAUACAACGUGUCGUUACUGAUAGAUUUGGAUAACUUGCCAGAAGACUGGGAAGCAUUAGUGAAAAAUGUGGGUCUUCUUAAGAGGCACUGCUUUGCGAGCGUUUUUGAAAAGUAUUUUGAUUUUCAAGAAGCCGGCGAAGAGGGUCACAAAAGAGCGGUAAUACAAUAUCGUGAUCAGGAAACAUUGUACGUAGAGGCAAAAAGUGACAGAGUUACAGUAGUGUUUAGUACAGUGUUCAAAGAUGUAGACGACGUAGUCAUCGGCAAAGUUUUUCUACAAGAGCUAAAGGAAGGGAGACGAGCGAGCCACACAGCACCUCAAGUCGUGUUUAGUCAUCGAGAGCCUCCGUUAGAGCUGCAAGAUUCCGAAGCAGCAGUUGGCGACAAUGUGGGAUACAUCACUUUUGUGCUAUUCCCACGACACACGAAUAGGGAAGCUCGGAAUAACACGAUCGACCUGAUCCACAUGUUCAGAGAUUACCUGCACUAUCAUAUUAAAUGUAGCAAGGCAUACAUACAUUCAAGAAUGCGUGCCAAGACAUCGGACUUCCUGAAAGUAUUGAAUCGCGCGCGACCCGAGCCUAAGAACAUCGAAAAGAAGACCAUAACGGGCCGAACGUUCAUUAGAAAGGAAUGAGCCUAAUAAGUCAAUGGAUAAUGUUAAUACUUAUUAAAACAGAGAUGAGCGAGGGAUUUUCGAUUACCUCGUACCGUCAUCUAAGGUCUGCACAUGCAACAAAAUAAUUUGUCCUUCAAGUGACGGUCCUGUUUAAUAGGAUUAGAAAGCCAAGAGCUUCCCAUCCCACAAAGCCAGAAUUUAUACUAUAGUAUUUGGCUAUACAGGCUAGACAAACGAUAGUUUGAGUUUCGAACAGAAGGAUCCGUUGAUUUUUAUUUUUACUAUGUAUUUUAACCUCGGAAUUUCUUUCAGGGAUUUUUUUGGUCGUCGUACCACUACUGCAUUUACAAGAGUUACAUUAUUUUACAGGACUUGAUUUAAUUUUUUCGUGGUUUCCAGUUAUUGUUUAAAUCCGUAAUAAUUCGUUAUUGAAAAAGCGUAUCAUUAAUGAUGGUGAAUAUUAGUCUAUUGCGACUUUAACAGUGCGCUAAUUAUAUUAAUUUUAAUAAACAUAAAGAAAAAACUAUUCCAUGCUUGUUCGUUGGCACUAAUUGCUAGUCAUUGAAUGAAUCAGCAGCCGGGGUUGUUAUGAAUAGAAUGCGACGCACACGAGACGAUUCCGGUGAAUAGAUCUCGCGUGUCAGCUUUACUUACUCAAUCGAACAACAUGCCUAUCCUGUAUCGCACAAAGCCCUUACGACUCUAGUUUUUGUUUAAAAAGUUGUGCAUUAUAAACUAAGACUAGUGACGCCAGGUCUGUACAUUAAAUAAGAGAAACAAACAAAAAAUUUUCUGGUUUCCCUCAGAACCGAUCUAUUGUAAUUAAAGAGAAAGAUUCGACGAAACUAGUAAUCUAAUAAAAAAAAAAACGAAAGAAGAGAGAACAGAAAUGGAAAACAGAAAACAGAAUACUUGGUAAUGAAAUAAGUGGAUACCGUUGAAGCGACGUCGUUUUUUUGUCGUAACCGCGUAACAUAGUACAUUGUUUUUGUAACAAAUCAUUAUUUUUAUUUUCAAUCUUUACUUAUUAUAUAAUAAUUAUUAUAAGAUAAUAAAAACAAUAUUACAAAUAA